UAAACGGACGGCGGCAGAGAAGGAGGCAUGCUGAUGCAUGGUUAUUGACGCGGUAAGCAAAUCUUCUUGUUGAGAUUUUUUAGUAAUUUAUUUAGUACAGUGAUCAGUGCACACAGCGUUUGCUUGUAAAAGACUUUUGAUCAAAAGAGUAUUACAUUGUUUUUGACCAGUAUUUUUAAAAACAAAAUAUUUAAUCAAAAUGUCGUCAGGGAAAUGCCAGAUCACCAAACCAGCUCCAUACUUCAGUGGAACUGCUGUUGCAAAUAAUGACUUCAAGGAAAUUAAUCUGUCUGAUUAUAAAGGAAAGUACCUGGUAUUUUUCUUCUACCCACUUGAUUUUACAUUUGUUUGCCCAACAGAGCUAAUUGCAUUUAGUGAUAGAGUCAGUGAAUUCAAAGACAUCAAUUGCGAAGUCAUUGCUUGUUCUUGUGAUUCUCACUUUAGUCAUCUUGCAUGGGUGAAUACACCAAGGAAAGAAGGUGGACUUGGUAAAAUGAACAUUCCUUUACUAGCAGAUAAAAACUGCUCGAUUGCCAAGGACUAUGGUGUAUACAUUGAAGAAGACGGUGUUUCAUUCAGGGGUUUAUUUAUCAUUGACGCCAAGGGAAUCUUGCGUCAGAUAACUAUUAAUGACCUACCUGUAGGACGAUCUGUUGAUGAGACACUACGACUUGUGAAAGCGUUCCAGUAUACAGAUAAACAUGGAGAAGUGUGCCCUGCCAACUGGAGACCUGGUGAUGAUACUAUUAAGCCAACUGUUAACCAGAGUAAAGAUUUCUUCAAGAAGCAAUAGUAGAAAAGCCAAAUUCGAGCCAUUUUCCAGAUACAGUUUGUUGUUUCAUGUAGUUUCAUAUUAUGGUGAUUGACAGUAAAUGUUGUUUGUCCUACAUUGUCCUAGACUCAAGUAGCUCCUUGUGUUGUAUAAAAGAAUCUCUUGUGUAGAUAUCUGUUUUAAAAACAUUUCCAUUGCAUUUAAGCCACUAUUACACUCUCAAGAGUCUAAAGGAAUACAGAAAUAAAAACAGUGCUAUUGAUGAUUGUAGUACAGUAUGUAUAUACCAUAGGCCUCUGUUAGAAUUGGUUGAUAGGCUUUAGCUGCUGUCGUCUUAGAACUGUUAAAAGAAGUAUUAUAAAUGAGUGUAAUUCUGUUUGAAAAGUUGAUUGAGGAGUGAUUUCAAAUUUUAUUACUGUACAUUUACUUUUUUUAUUUAAUUUUUAUAGUUAUUGUUGUAUCAUUAUUAUUGUGAGGCAUAUUGUAUUUCCAAACUUAACAUACACUUUACACCUAUCGUAAUAUUUUUAAAUAUUUAUAGUUUAUAUGAAAAAUACAAUAUUUAUGAGCCAUUUGUUACGAAAAAAAACUUAAAUCCUUAAAUUGAGCUCCAGUAUUUUAUUAUAACAUUCCGAAAAUAAACAUAUGAAUCUUAAAGUUAAUAUGAAGAUGGUGCAUACAUUUGAAGAACUGCCAAUGCAAUAUUAUAAAAUGAGUUUAUAGAUCUCCAUGUUCAGAAUGUGCAUAGCUCUGUAUAAAAAUGUGCUGAUGUUAUUAUUCCAUGUGCAUUGAAAUGGGUUACAUUGGCCAUAGUACUAUGUGCACUAACUAGCCACAAUAGUGUGCUAAAGCCAGGCACUCAAUACGCCUGUGGUCGUCGGCUGAUACAAUUCUAUGAAGAAUGCGAUGUUACGAUGAUUGCACAAUGGAUUGUUUUCAAUAACAAUCUGUUAAGACUGCCACUGACAAUAAGCAGACGGCAUCUUCUUUUUGUCUAGCGCUUACAGGGAUCGAAGUUGGAUUCAAAUGUCUUGUGACCUUCAUAUGAUGCAGAGAAGUGCUCGGAAUUAUGUUGUAUGCCUUUACCACUGACAUUCAUGUAGAGUUUGAAGUGUUUAUCCAGAAAGAUGUGUAAUGAAAAACGCCAAACUUAUUUUCCAGACCAUUUUAUCGAUGUGCACAUGUUGUUUAACUGCACAUGCACAAUUAUGUUUUGCACUGAGUUUCAUGUGGCUAUAGUUAUUUGUAGAAUACAUAUAGCGUAAACGUCAGUGUACCCACUGAGUUUCAUGUGGCUAUAGUUAUUUGUAGAAUACAUACAGCGUGAAAGUCAGUGUAUUUUGUGUUGGUACAGAAUGACAGAUUUAAUAGAAUUUUAAAAGUUUAGAUUGUAGCUGACAGAUAGACUUGGCCAAAGCUAAAAUUUUAUUUUACAAAAACAAGUGACAUAUGCCUAUAUAUGGCCAUAACAUGACCAUAAUAUAAGAACAUUAUGACUAUAUAUAGGCAUAUACAACAGUUUUAAUAAAAUUUGAGUUUGGAGAGAGCUUUAAUAGGCCUCUUGAAAUGUGUAGGCUCAGCUCUAGCUGAAAACAUGUGGAGAAAAUCCGGGCAUGUUAUGAGCUGUCACAAGGUGCUGACCACCAACUGACUUGAAAGCAACUUAGGCGACAUUUUUUUAUACCUUGUUUCGCGAACCCGCUGCCCUCAAAUAUUGAUAAUUUAGAAUAAAAAUAAAAUUUCAUUUUUUAAGAAUUAGCACACCCACCGCUGCAAAAAACUGGAAAUUCAAGUUUUUUAUUUUUAUUACACCCGUUGCUGCCUUAACAUAUUUCUUCCUAUUUAUGUAAAUUUAAAGCUUUUACCAUCCCAUUACUACACUUUUUACAUCCAACAUUUUAUUUUUGUUUUAUCCUCCGUUGAGAUGUUUUUGGCAAAGCUAUUUGCUAAACAAAAAACAAAGAAUUUUAUUUUUAUUUUCCACCCUGUCUCUUUAAACAAAUAAGUUCUCGAAACAAGGAAUAAAAAAAGGUUCACCUUACUGUACUUAAAUGUUCUUAGAAAUGUUUCACAGCCUUGGAUUAUGAUAAUGUAAUGUAAUAAUUGUUAUGCACAUAAUGCCCAGUGUAUUCCUAAUCAAAAGUUCUAAAACUUCUCUCAGAUAGACUAGACAAAAAAGGAUUGUCUCUUUUGGUAAUGGUAGCAAGAUGUAUGAUUUGUUGGAACCUGUAAGAGUUGUAAAAUUAAAAUGUUUGCUGCAGUAGAU
This is a messenger RNA of Anneissia japonica, 3038 nucleotides long. Its product is annotated as peroxiredoxin-1-like. Gene Ontology annotation, cellular component: cytosol. The coding region runs from base 200 to 793 and encodes 197 amino acids. NCBI's taxonomy places the organism in Eukaryota, Metazoa, Echinodermata, Crinoidea, Comatulida, Comatulidae. Gene Ontology annotation, molecular function: thioredoxin peroxidase activity. The transcript has 7 exons. Gene Ontology annotation, biological process: removal of superoxide radicals; cellular response to stress; response to oxidative stress. The record is from RefSeq and is a predicted model, not a curated record.